AUGUUGCAGACAAAUGAGAUCACAACACGAAGCACCACACUAGUUGGCCGCCCUGAAGGCGGCUCCUUGUCAUUCAGAGUGAAUCGGUCACUCUCUCUUGCGGCAAAUCACAGCAUGGAGCAGAUGAAGCCGGACGGACACUGGUGUGGUGAAGUCAAGACAAACGCAACUACGACUGCCGAGUAUGUUUUUCUUUAUCAUGCUUUAGGACUAGACCUCCUGAGCGACCGGGAAGCAAUCAUCUCCUGGCUGCUUUCCGUGCAAGCAGCAGAUGGCUCUUGGAGCAUCGCGCCGUACUAUCCAGGAGACAUCUCAACGACAGUAGAAACUUACCUUGCCUUGAAACUGCUUGGUUUGCCUGAGGAGAGCCACCAAUUGCACAAAUCUCGCGACUUCGUCAUCGCAGCUGGUGGAGUUGCCGGAGUCCGCAUCUUCACCCGCAUAUAUCUCGCCAUGUUCGGCCUAUUCCCGUGGACCGCAGUACCAGAAUUGCCCCCUGAGUUGAUCCUUGUGCCAUCGGCCCUACCUAUCAGUAUCUAUCAAUGGUCAGCUUGGGCGCGGGCAACUAUUGUGCCGCUUCUAAUCAUUUCUCAUCAUCGUCCUAUCUAUGCUCUGCCAAACGGGAGAUCUGAAUCCAACGUGUAUCUGGACGAAUUGUGGUGCAACCCAACUAAUAAAACCGUUCCUUACACCAACGACUUGCUGGUGUCGUGGGGAUGUGACACCAUCGCUUUUGCGUUCAACUUGGUUGACUCAUGUUUACAUCGCUUGAAUGGCCUGAGGAAGUUCAACCCUGUCCGUCGGUAUUCCAUUCGAAGAUGCAUUGAGUGGAUCCUUGUGCACCAAGAGGAGGCCGGAGAUUUUGGCGAUAUAAUGCCGUCACUGCAUGGAGCUAUGUUCGCUUUGAGUUUAGAAGGCUAUGGGUUGGAUUCGGACCCUGUCCGUCGAGGACUGAAAGCCAUCGAACGAUAUUCGUGGCGCGACUGUCUCGGGAAGAGGAUUCAAACUACUGUUUCCGCUUUCUGGGAUACCAGCUUGAUGAUUAUUGGCCUCAGUGAUGCCGGAAUGCCACAGAACAGUAUAGCUCUUACACGUUCUGUAUCAUGGGCUCGAGGUCGACAGGUUCUCGGUAAAUACGGUGACUGGGCGCUGUACAAUCCCAGACUGGAGCCGGGUGGCUUUAGCUUUGGGUACUUCAACACCUGGUACCCCGAUGCAGAUGACACAGCGGCGGCCAUUCUGUCAAUGAUCAGACAGGACACUCAUAUUGUGUUUUCGUCUCAUGUGCUACGCGCACUGAAAUGGCUCCUUGGAAUGCAGAACAAAGACGGGGGCUGGGGAGCCUUUGAUCGGGACAACAACAACCUGUUUCUGAACAAGAUUCCUUUCAGCGAUAUGGAGGCUUUAUGUGAUCCAUCUACUCCAGACGUCAGCGGUCAUGUCCUUGAGGCCUUCGGACUCUUUCUGUCAAUUAGCAGGAAGAACAAGAUGCAAGCCGAUGAAAGCAAACUGGUCGAUCAUCUGACAGCGGCCUCCCAAAGAGCGAUUGAUUACCUUUCCGGUAUGCAAGAGUCCUCGGGUGCCUGGUAUGGGCGCUGGGGUUGCAAUUAUCUAUACGGAACUAGUGCUGCCCUUUGUGCACUGCAGUACUUUCUCGGUACUACAGAAAAGAACUCUUAUGGUGGAAGAGACGACAGCAUUCUUGACAGUGUUAGAAACGCAACCCAAUGGCUGGAGGCCACUCAAAACCAAGACGGUGGUUGGGGCGAGACACUACACUCGUAUGAAGAUCCUCUGCAAGCUGGCUCCGGCCCAUCAACCGCAUCGCAAACAGCGUGGGCGCUUAUGGGCCUGCUUCCUUACUUACCGCCAUCGACAAAAGCCAUCCUUAGUGGAGUGGAAUAUCUACUAGGAACACAAAAGAAGGCUGGUCCCCAAGGUGCGACGUGGCAUGAGGGGCAUUAUACCGGGACUGGAUUCCCAAGCCACUUUUAUAUCGGCUACUCAUUUUAUCCUCAUUACUUUCCUUUGAUGGCACUCGGAAGAUUCGCCGAAGCAAUGCGGCAGCACCCGCUGAGCUUAUUUGCGUCAUCCACAAAGCCCAUCACUACUUCUGAGGGCGAGUUGGGCGAUCAGGGUCCUGUCACGACCAGAUUGAAAGUGUAG
Messenger RNA from Penicillium angulare, 2166 nucleotides. RefSeq names its product terpene cyclase/mutase family protein. The record is from RefSeq and is a predicted model, not a curated record. Gene Ontology annotation, cellular component: lipid droplet. NCBI's taxonomy places the organism in Eukaryota, Fungi, Ascomycota, Eurotiomycetes, Eurotiales, Aspergillaceae. Gene Ontology annotation, biological process: triterpenoid biosynthetic process. Gene Ontology annotation, molecular function: intramolecular transferase activity. The transcript has a single exon. The coding region runs from base 1 to 2166 and encodes 721 amino acids.